This is a messenger RNA of Cryptosporidium ubiquitum, 903 nucleotides long. RefSeq lists its product as uncharacterized. Bases 1 to 903 code for a protein of 300 amino acids. Lineage: Eukaryota; Apicomplexa; Conoidasida; Eucoccidiorida; Cryptosporidiidae. The transcript has a single exon. The record is from RefSeq and is a predicted model, not a curated record.
AUGGAAAAUGAAACUAAUGUUAGACUUGCUGAAGAAAAGGCUAUUAGGGAGGCAGAAUUUAUUGCUGCAUCUGAAAGCAUAAAGUUAACCCAGGAGCUUUCCUUAAGAUUAGGAGCUUCAGAACCUAAUUCAAAGAAUUCCUCCAGAAGCCCCUCUAUUUCUGAUAUUCAAAAAAAUAAUGAUAAUGAUGAGCAACAAAUAUGUCAGCCAUAUCAAAUUGAUCAGACAAACAGUGAAGAUGAAAAUGAAAAUAAAAAUGAAAAUGUGAACGAAAAUGAAAAUGAGAAGGAAUAUAAAGAAGAAAAUUUAGAUGAAGAACAAGACAAAUUUCCCAAGGAAGGUGAAAAUAUUGAAAAAAGUUUAUCAAAAGAUGAAAUUGGCUUACAAAUUUCUAAUACUAUAGAGCCAAUUAUUGAGAUCAAAGAAAAUGAAUAUGAGUCUCAGUUUACUAAGCAAGAGUCAAAGCUCAUUUUAAAUGAAUUUAGACAUGACUCUUUAAGCUUUAAGAAAGAACAAGAAGAAACCAAUGGGCAUUCUAAUGAUUCUGAAAUUACUAUUUUGAAAGAACCUGAAAAUCAAGAUCUCGAAAAUAAUCAACAUUCUAGUGAUGAAAUAUUGCUCAUAAAUAGCCAAAAGUCUGUUGAGAUUCAAGGAUGUAAUCACAAAUUGCAUGAGAUUUCAGAUUAUACCAAAUCUGGUAUAUCUAUAAUUCUUGAAUUCCAAAAAUCUAUCAUUGACAAUUGCAAAAAUACCAAUUCUGUUAACACACAACUCAAAAAGUCUAGUUUGGAUUACUUUGACUCCCUACACUCAAAACUUAUCAAUUUAGCUGGAUUUCACAGCCCUGAUGAAUGUUCAAUUUGCAAGGAUUUUAGACAUCAGGAUGUCCCAUUACUUAACUAA